Molecule: messenger RNA, 3295 nt
Organism: Diospyros lotus (date-plum)
Lineage: Eukaryota; Viridiplantae; Streptophyta; Magnoliopsida; Ericales; Ebenaceae
Exons: 15
Coding region: 76-2928 (950 amino acids)
Biological process (GO): maturation of SSU-rRNA
Cellular component (GO): small-subunit processome; nucleolus; Noc4p-Nop14p complex
Source: RefSeq, a predicted model, not a curated record
AAGACCAGGUACCCUACAAGAAACCAAACAAGCUCCACUUUAAACCCUAAAACUCUCUCCGUCUGUGCUACGUUCAUGGCGAAGAAAUCAAACCCUACGAUCGGUAACAGUAACAGAAGCAAUAUGAAGACGAAGGACAAGAAGAAGAAGACUAGGAAGAAUAAAUCAGGUCCAGACGCCAUUGCCAUGAAGCACAAAGCCCCAAAGCCAAACCCUUUCGAGAGCAUUUGGUCUCGCCGCAAAUUCGACAUACUGGGCAAGAAACGCAGUGGGGAACAACUCCGCAUUGGCCUUGCUCGUUCUCUCGCUAUUCAAAAGAGGAAGAAGACACUAUUGAAGGAGUACGAGCAGAGUGGGAAGUCCUCGGUAUUUGUGGAUAAGCGUUUAGCGGAGCAAAUUGACGAGCUUGCUGAGUCUGACAAGGCCAUUUUGAGGGCACAGCAUCAGCAAAUGCGCCAGUUGAAAAACAAGAACAGCAAAUUUAAUUUACCGGUUGGGGAAGAAGAUGAAUAUGAUAGGCAACACAUCCCAUCUCUUGCGGAAAUAGAUGAUUUUGAGGAUGAAGUAGCACCCGAGGAUGAAGACUAUGCAGAAGCCGCUGAUCCUGAAAAUAGGUCUCCAAUUUUCAAGCAACUUAAUGCUAAUGAUGCUAAGACUGCAUUUCAGUUGGGCUUCAUUGAAGGAGAGGAGAAUAGGCAGAAGACUAAGAAGGAAGUGAUGGAGGAGAUCAUCUCAAAGAGUAAAUUUUUCAAGGCUCAAAAAGCUAAGGAUAAGGAAGAAAAUGAACAGCUGAUUGACCAAUUGGAUGAGAACUUCACAUCCUUGGUGCAGUCGGAAGCCUUGUUAUCUUUGACUCAGCCAAACAAGAUGAAUGCUUUGAAGGCUCUUGUGAACAAGAGCUUUUCAAAUGACAAUGCCAAGAAAGAUGUGGCAUUGACUUCUCAGAACUAUGAUACUCUUCAGCAGGAUAAACCUGAUUCUUAUGACAAACUUGUCCAAGAGAUGGCAUUGGAUAUGCGUGCUCGCCCAUCAGACAGGACAAAGACACCUGAGGAAAUUGCCGAAGAGGAAAAGGAGCGACUAGAAAGAUUAGAGGAAGAGAGGCAGAAGAGGAUGCUUGCCGCUGAUGACUCCAGUGAUGAAGACAAAAAUGCCUUGGAAGAUAUUGAAAAUGCUGGGCAGCUAAGAUCAAUUUCUGGGGAUGAUCUUGGUGAUUCUUUUUCUCAUGAUGAAGAGAAAAGGACUAAGGGGGGUUGGAUUGAUGAGAUUCUGCUAAGGGAUAAUGUGAAUGCUGGUGGAAGUGAAGAGGGUACAUCUUCUGAGGAUUCGGAAAGCUCUGAAAAUGAUGGUGAUGGAGAAGGAAGUGAUGAAGAUGAUGGUGAAUAUGAAAAGACUCAAACCUUGAAGGACUGGGAACAGAGUGAUGAUCUUGAUUCAAAUUUGGAAGAAGGAAAAGACAGAGAAGAUGAUUACGAUGAAAGUGAUGAAGAGAUGGAGCCAAAAGGCUACAAGGUGUUGGAAAUUAAGGAAAAACAAACAAGCCUUUUACAUGCCACACAAACAAAAACCAAUAACAAACUACCUUCAGCUCAAGUAGAGGAGCUUCCCUUUGUAAUUGCAGCCCCACAAAGCUUGGAAGAAUUAUCUUCAUUACUAGAGAACCGUUCGGAUUGCCAAAUUGUUGAAGCAAUCAGGCGAAUACGUGCAUGCAAUGCAAUCAGCAUAGCAGCAGAAAAUCGGAAGAAACUGCAAGUGUUUUAUGGUGUGCUACUGCAGUACUUUGCUGUUUCAGCAAAUAAAAGACCAUUGAAUUUCAAGCUGUUAAAUUUGCUUGUCAAGCCACUGAUGGAGAUGAGCGGGGAAAUUCCAUACUUUGCUGCCAUUUGUGCUCGUGAACGGCUGCUUCAGACUCGAAGACAAUUUUGUGAGGAUAUUAAGAAUACAGAGAAAAGCUGUUGGCCAUCUCUGAAGACAUUGUUGCUCUUGAGAUUGUGGUCCAUGAUAUUUCCGUGCUCUGAUUUCCGACACGUUGUCAUGACGCCUGCAAUAUUGCUAAUGUGCGAAUAUCUGAUGCGUUGUCCCAUUAAGUCUGCACGAGAUGUUGCAAUUGGUUCCUUCUUGUGCUCUAUGGUCCUUUCUAUCAGUAAACAAUCUCAGAAGUUCUGUCCUGAGGCUAUUAUGUUCCUCCAGACUUUACUGAUGGCAGCAAUGGACAGAAACCCUGGGCAAUUGCAGGAUUCUCAGAUAAGUCAUGUUGUUGAACUUAAAGCACUCAGGCCUCUGCUUCGUAUCUGUUGCCAUGUAAAAGAGAUUAAUCCACUGGAUUUCCUCAAGUUAAUGGAUAUGCCUGAGGAUUCCAGUUUUUUCAGCUCAGACAGUUUUCGGGUCAGCAUGCUUGCAUGUGUGAUUGAAUCUCUACGAGGAUUUAUUAAUGUUUAUGAAGGAUUUAUCUCCUUCCCGGAAAUUUUUUUACCAAUUUCCAAGUUGUUAAUUGAGUUGGCGGGGCAAGAAUACAUUCCCAAUGCUUUACAAGAUAAAGUUAAAGAUGUUUCCGAGCUUAUAGAUAAGAAAGCUCGUGAACAUCACAUGCUGCGCCGGCCCCUUCAGAUGAGAAAGCAAAAACCAGUGCCUAUUAAGUUACUCCAUCCGAAGAUUGAAGAGAACUUUGUUAAAGGUAGAGAUUAUGAUCCUGACCGUGAAAGGGCUGAGAGGAGAAAGCUGAAGAAGCUUAUAAAACAGGAAGCUAAAGGAGCGGCACGCGAACUGCGAAAAGAUAAUUAUUUCCUAUUUGAGGUGAAGGAAAAAGAUAAGGCACGACUAGAGGAGGAAAGAGCUGAGAAGUAUGGGAAAGCAAAGGCUUUCCUCCAAGAACAAGAACAUGCAUUUAGGUCUGGGCAACUGGGAAAGGGUAGGAAGAGGAGGAGAUGAAGAUGAUGGCUUUUUCUGUUGCAUUACUGGGUACUUUUCUUCCUCAAAGUGUUCAUGCUACAAUAGGAUUUGCGACUGGAUCUUAUGGUGCAAAUACCGAAGCAGACAAAAAACAUGCCAGUGCAGUGCUUUUUGUGCAGCAUGGGAAAACAACCAGGUUUCCCCUCCGAUGGAGAGACCUUGUAUUAUGUAAAGAGUUCAAGUGGUGGUGGUUGAAGUUUUAUGAAAUAGUCGUUGAUAUUUAUUAGGCAUCGUCUUGUGACGUGACAAAUUAAAAAUUUUGUUCUAUGAGCUUUUGUAUUUUUACACACAAACUCGGUGCAACUCAAAAUGGUUCGAGGGAAUUAGGGGUUUUGUGUUUUCUUCU